Molecule: messenger RNA, 699 nt
Organism: Telopea speciosissima
Lineage: Eukaryota; Viridiplantae; Streptophyta; Magnoliopsida; Proteales; Proteaceae
Exons: 1
Coding region: 1-699 (232 amino acids)
Source: RefSeq, a predicted model, not a curated record
AUGUAUGUUUUGGUAUAUGUCAAUGACAUUUUGGUCACUAAAAACAAUUCAGAUCGGGUUACUGCCAUGCUUCACCAAUUAAGUACAGAAUUCAGCAUUAAAGACUUGGGUCCCCUAGACUUCGUUCUUGGGAUUGAAGCUCAUAAUCAUCCCAAGGGAAUGCUACUUUGUCAAACAAGGUAUAUAGAUGAUCUCCUCACCCGAUCUGGACUGGCUGAUUGUAAGCUCUUACUCACCCCAAUGUCUACUACUGCAACUACAUCUGAGGCAGGGGGUGUGCCCUUAAAAGAUGUGACUCAAUAUCGAUCCAUUGUUGGUGCCCUCCAAUAUGUGACUCUUACACGCCCUGAUGUGGCAUUCUCCGUUAAUAAAGUUUGUCAGUACAUGCAUUCCCCCACAGAAGACCAUUGGAUGUUGGUGAAGUGCAUUUUGCGCUAUCUUAAAGCAACAAGGGCCCAUGGGUUGCUUAUUGAACGGUCACCUGACAACACUCUCCAGGCUUUCUUUGAUGCAGACUGGGCAGGUAGCUCUAAGGAUCGUAAGUCUACUGGCGGGUAUGCGGUCUACCUUGGCCCAAAUCUAGUAUCUUGGAAUUUAAGAAAACAGCAAACUGUGGCACGCUCCUCCAUGGAAUCCGAGUACAAGGUGGUGGCUGAUGCCUCUACCAAACUUUUUGUGGUUAGAAUCUUUAUUUCGUGA